This is a messenger RNA of Olea europaea var. sylvestris, 954 nucleotides long. RefSeq names its product F-box/LRR-repeat protein At4g14103-like. The record is from RefSeq and is a predicted model, not a curated record. The transcript has a single exon. Gene Ontology annotation, molecular function: protein binding. NCBI's taxonomy places the organism in Eukaryota, Viridiplantae, Streptophyta, Magnoliopsida, Lamiales, Oleaceae. The annotation marks the transcript as partial.
AUGACAUCAAAGACGAGAAGAGGAAAUAAUCUUCCAAGUGAGAUAGGAGAUCGAUUCAGUUGUUUAUCAGACGAGAUAAUCAGUCAUAUUCUGUCCUUUCUUCCAGUAAAAUCUGCUGUCCGAACAAGCAUUCUGUCCAAGAGGUGGCAAAACCUCUGGAAUUUUACAACAAAUCUUGAAUUUGAGGAGAACACUUUGAUUGCAACUAGUUCUGUUUAUGAUGUAGAACAUGUACUGAGUUGUUGCACAUCACCACAUAUCAAUAAGUUCUCUCUCACAGUAAAUUGUUAUGUUCAUGAUGAACGUCUUGAGUCAUGGAUAAAUUACGUAAUUAAGCGCAAUGUACGUGAGCUCAGACUCGAGGGACCAGUUUUUCCACAUUGUAUUUUCACAUGCAAGACCCUUACAGUUCUGGAACUCGAGUCUGGUGUACUAUUUGAUGAUGAGGACAUUCCUACUUGUUCUGAUAUUGAUUCUGAUUCCGAUACUGAUUCUGAUGUACUAUUUGAUAACAAGGACAUCCGGAUUCCUACUUCUUUUGAUCUCCCAAAUCUGAAAACCUUCCGCUCAUGUCUUCUCUAUUAUUCAUGUGAUUUCAUGGAGAAGCUUCUCUCUAGUAGCCCCCUACUAGAGGAUUUAACUAUAGAGGGAACUGUAACAAGUGAUUUUAUAUUUGAUCUUUCAUGUCCACUUUUGAAAAGAUUGAAGAUAGUGUUACGAGGACGAAAGGAACGUAAGGAUGUGCAAUGUAAAAUUGUAAUAAAUGCUCCAAACCUUGAGUAUCUAGAGCUUGUGGAUAUCUCAACAGUGGAAUAUGAUGUGGAGAAUUUGACAUCAAUAGCUGAAGUAAAAAUUGAUACAAGAUGGGAAGUUUUUGUUAAUAGAUCAAUACUUUGGCUUUUCAGGGCAAUCGACACCUUGAAAUCUUUAUCAUUGCACGACAUUUUUAUAUCC